UAGGAGAGAGAAGUGGCUUGAAGUGCAGGGGUAAAUCAUAAAUUCACCACCACCACCUGCUUGCAGGGGGAGGGGGAUUUGAAUCUAUCCAGAGCUCAAGAUAAAACACCAUGGGAUUUUGCAGAAAGUUCUGAAGGCAGGGAUUCUUAUUUCUGCUCUGCCCUCCUUCCUGCAAUUGGGUUGGUGAUGGGACAGGGGUUGAGUACACUGUCCAUCUUAGAAGAGGAUGUACAGGGCAUACCAGAGUGGAUGGUACUGGAUGAAGAAGCACAGGGUGCAAAUUCUUCUGUGACAGGCCAGGCUCCAUCUGUUGUCGAGGAGAGGCAACUGCGGAAGGAAACGGAGCAGGAACAUGUUAAUAGGGAAGCCAGAUCUUUGGGUGAUGUGCAGGUGAUUGAGAAUGAGGGAGCAUCAUAUGAGAUAUUAUCAGAAGGAUCUCAGUAUGAAGAGGUGAACUUCACACAGAGAAUUCAGAUGGGAGAGAGACCCUAUCAAUGUGAACAAUGUGAAAGAGGCUUCCGUCUUAAGUCACACCUCAGUAUACACAAAAAAAGUCACUCAAGAAAGGCAUCCUAUGAAUGUGAACUAUGUGAAAAAAGCUUCAAACACAAGUCAACCCUCAUUGUACAUCAAAGAAUCCAUUCAGGGGAGAAACCUUAUGAAUGCAAAUUAUGUAGGAAAAGCUUCACUCAGAAGACAAGCCUUACUGUACAUGAAAGAAUCCAUACAGGGGAGAGGCCAUACAAAUGCUCAGAAUGUGACAAAAGGUGUAAUUCUCAAUCUGACCUUAAUAAACAUCUAAGAACCCAUACUGGGGUAAGGCCUUAUAAAUGCUCAGAAUGCGAACAGAGCUUCAGGUUCAGCAAUACUUUUAAAGCACAUCAGAAAACCCAUACAGGGGAGAUGCCAUACAAAUGCUCAGUAUGUAGCAAGAUGUAUAAUUCUCAAUCUGGGCUUGUUAAACACCAAAAAAUCCAUAGUGAAGAGAAGCCUUAUAAAUGCUCAGAAUGUAAACAGGGCUUCAGGUUCAGCACACACCUUUCUGCACACCAGAGAACCCAUAUAAGGGAGAGGCCGUACGAAUGCUUGGAUCUUGGCAAGGGCUCUACUUCCCAAUCUGACCUUAUUAAACAUCAAAAAUUCCACACUGAAGAGAAGCCUUAUAAAUGCUCAGAAUGUGAACGGAGCUUCAGGAUGAGCACCAACCUUAUUGCACAUCAAAGAACCCAUGCAGGGGAGAGGUACAAAUGCUCAGACUGUGGCAGAGGCUGUACUUCUCCAUUUGACCUUAUUAAACAUAAAAGAACCCACAUUCCAGAGAGUCCUUAUAAAUGCUCAGAAUGUGAACAGAGCUUCAGGUUCAGCACACAGCUUAAUGCCCAUCAGAGAACCCAUAGAGGGGAAGAUCCAAACGGUGACAUAAGCUUUGCUUCCCAAUCGAGCUUUAUUACACAUAACACAAUCCAUCCCCCAAAGAAACAUUUUAUAUGCUCCAAGUGUGAACGCAGAUUUGAAUGUAGUGGAAGCCUUGGACUACAUCAGCUAAGUCAUAAGGAGGAGGCACCACCGAAAUUCUAGUACUGCAGAAAGACUCUUUUGAUCAAUCAAAUGAAUGAGCAUAAGAUAAUUCCCACUAGAGGGAGCCCAUGAGAUAAUUUUUCAGCAUGUAAAAAGAGUUUUUAUCAUAGUGCACACCUUAUUUCACACCAAAUAAUCCAUAAAGGGGUGAAGUUCUUACCAGAAACUCCCACUAUCCCUUGGUGAUCAGAUGGAGUUCUGCCUUGAGGGCCUUGCAUAUCUGAGUUUGGGAAGGUAUUUAACCAAAGCAAGGUCUUGUAUAUGGUUACCUUAUGUGGAACUCCCUGCCUAAGCUUUUACAGUUCUUGAGUAGCUUUGAUUCUUUUAAUGAAAUGAUUUUAACAAAAUAUAGUUGCUCUUUUGAUUGCCCAGGAGAGUAGUCAAAGAAAUGACUCUGUUUUCACGUACUGCAAUUAACAGCCAUUAGACAUUAUGUAAUUGUUUAUUGCAGGAAAGCUGUGGAAAGCUGGAUUGCAGCAAAGGGUUUUGUGAUUGUUAGGGUGCAUCACACAUCAGGGAAAUGAUAGACAUAACUGUGGAGGGAAAUUCAUCAACAUAAGAGAGCGCUGGAGAGGCAGAGAGAUGUCCCAAAUGCUUCUGUUUCCCCAUUCUUCCAUUUCUCUGUGUAAUUCCCGUAGCUGGAUCUCCUUUUUAAAUGCAUGUUUUAUUUUGUAUUUGCGUCUGUAAAUAUUGGAAUGUGUUUGCUCUAUUCACCAAUAAAGUUCUUUUGUGUUUUUUU
Messenger RNA from Rhineura floridana, 2317 nucleotides. Its product is annotated as zinc finger protein 501-like. The transcript has 3 exons. Gene Ontology annotation, molecular function: RNA polymerase II cis-regulatory region sequence-specific DNA binding; DNA-binding transcription factor activity, RNA polymerase II-specific. The record is from RefSeq and is a predicted model, not a curated record. Lineage: Eukaryota; Metazoa; Chordata; Lepidosauria; Squamata; Rhineuridae. Gene Ontology annotation, biological process: regulation of transcription by RNA polymerase II. The coding region runs from base 187 to 1578 and encodes 463 amino acids.